Molecule: messenger RNA, 2553 nt
Organism: Melampsora larici-populina 98AG31
Lineage: Eukaryota; Fungi; Basidiomycota; Pucciniomycetes; Pucciniales; Melampsoraceae
Exons: 8
Coding region: 179-2389 (736 amino acids)
Source: RefSeq, a predicted model, not a curated record
UGUCGCAGUCCAAAUAUAUUCACAGGACCGUACUUCGAUCCCUUCAGAGCCUUCGAGUUUUCACAUCACCGACCGAAUCCUAACGAAUCUCUUGGUCUCUCAUCCAUCUCCUUCAUCAUUCUCCCUCUCUGAUUUGCUCUACAAGUUUAGUCGAGCUAAUUAUCAGGCCAGAGAAAAUAUGACCUUCACUCUCGACUCGGCUUCCACCUGGAAAGAUCGUCACUCGAAAGACAAAUUCCCCAAAUUUCAAAAACCCGACUUGGAUGACCCAGGUCUGACUCCCGAGAAAUUGGUGGACUUUCAUGUCACUCAUAACCCUAAUUAUCCUUUUGCCAUCCUCCCUGCUUCUGAAAAUCAUCACGCCGAGAAUGACAUCAUAACGUGGAACGAAAUCGGAAAUACGGUGAUCAACAUCGCACGAGAUUUGAGUAGUGCAGGUUCAGCUCCCACCGAUGCUUGUCCUCGCCCUGUCGUUGGAAUUAUCGCGUAUAGUGAACCGUUGGUCUACUUCACUGUGAUAUUGGCUCUCAUGAGAGCAGGAUGUAUCCCCUUUGCAAUUUCCCCGAGAAACUCUCCGGCUGCGAUUACCCAUUUGCUUCAAUCAUCGGGUUGUCAGAGUUUAUAUGUCGAAUUCAACCCACAGCUGCUCACUCAAGAUGUUCACAAUAUGUCAACUGGCGAGAAGAUAAGUCGGGAGCAGAUGGACGAGGUUCUCAAACUUUUGCCAGAAUUUCAUCUAUUGAAGCUGCUUGAGCUUCCAACGGCACAUAGCCUCUUCCCUCGUCUCUUCAGCCAGUCUGCACAUCAAUUCGACGCAGAUGUUCCUCAGAAAUUGGCAUCAAUAUCAGCACCGCUUCGAUCCCCUUGCGAACCAAUCAUGAUUCUUCAUUCGUCGGGUACCACUGCCUUUCCCAAGAUAAUCUACUUGAACCCAGCUGUGCUUCAAUCUUGGAUGAAAUGUCCACUAUACAACAGUUUUUGUUGGGAGGGAGAGUUAACUGCGGCCAUGGUCUUGCCAGCCUUCCACUCGAUGGGUUUUCAUUUUGGAUCACUCAUCAACCUUUCUACGGGCUGCAUCUCGGGACAUUUCCGGCCGGAACUUGGGCCCGAUGGGCGAUGUAAGCCAAAGGUACCCAAUUCAUUCAAUAUCUUAGAAGCGAUAAGAUCCUUAGGUUGUACUGUAGCUUCUUUCAGCCCGAUGAUGCUUACUGAUUACGCUUCCGACCCAUCGAGUGUUGAAGCCCUUCGAAAUCUUAAGAGAGUGGGAAUCGGUGGAGGACCUUUGUCCACUGAAAUCGGCAAUCACCUCAUCAAGGGCGGGGUCAAACUUUGCAUGAUGUAUGGCGCAACUGAAGUCGGUCCAAUUUCUGCGCUUUUAUCUGAGCAUUGCUUAGGAGAAAAUUGGGAGUACUUUGAGAUGUCACCGCAACUCACUACUCGUCUCAUUCCACAUGAAAAUGAUCUUCUUGAGCUUGUUAUCUUGUCCUCAGAUAAACACCGAUGUGCAUCGACGGUGAUAGAGACCGCUCUGUCACCUCAAACAUAUCACACAAAUGACUUGAUAUGCAAACAUCCAACCCUUCCCUUGUAUCGUGUUGUGGGCCGUGUAGAUGAUCAAAUCAUGCUAUCUAAUUCUGAGAAGACUAACCCUGGGCCAAUGGAAGCUAUCAUGUCGUUCAACCCUGCGAUCAAGAGUGCACUGAUGUUUGGACGAGGAAAGCCUCAAAAUGGCGUGAUACUUGAGCCGGAAGAAUCUCAUGCUAUAGACAUAACUAAUGAAGAAGCUAUGGAGGCAUAUAUCGACCUGAUAUGGCCCUCGAUUGCGGAGGCGAACAAGUUUGGCCCCUCCCAUAGUCGAUUGACUCGUGAAUUGAUCAUGGUCAUUGAUCCUAGGAUCACUCCACUUCCUAGAACUCCAAAGGGUCAAAUCUCACGCUACAAAGCUCUUGAGAUGUUCAAGGACCAGAUUGAAGCGAUUUAUACACAAGAUCAGAAAUCUUCACCAUCAUCUCUUGAAGAAGCAUUUGACGCCAGUGGCGCAGUCAUAAGUGAGAGUGUUCGGGAAUGUGUCAAAAAGAUUGUCAAUAAGCAUCUGAAUUGUGAUGUGAAUGCGGAAGAGGAUUUGUUUACUCAAGGGUGUGAUAGUCUACACGCCCGACAAAUCAGGGCACAAAUUGUACAACUCAUGAAUUCAGGGCCCAACAGUCUCAUAACUGUACCUCACAACAUCAUGUAUCGAUAUCCUUCCAUUGCGAAACUCUCGGAUUGGAUCAUAAGUAUUCUUUCACAUACACCAUUAUUGAAUCCCAAAUCAGAAGAACUUUGUGAGUCAUUGAAGAAAAUGAUAUUGAAAUAUUCACCCAAGGUUUCUGUAAGGGUGGAAGUGUAGUGUAUCUGUGUUAUGGGUAUUGCAGUCAGUAUGGGUUUAGACCAUUUAGGAUAUAUCAGUUGUUUGGACUUCCCCCCUUAUUCUUUUUUCCUUGUAGCUUUUGUCUACAGCCAUUCUGAUAUUUGUUGUUGCUCACAGUUUUGAAAAGAAAAGUUUAUGAGCUC